AUGUUACGGUCCAGUCUUCCAGUGAGGAUCCGGCUGUUGUCGACGACGGCAACAAGGCUGUUUUUCGGCUUCUCCCGUAAAGUCGAUCCCAAAAUCAUCGAGAAGCAAGACGAUUUCAAGACAGAUCCAAAGUCCAAAAUCACCAUCUUAGAUGAGAAGAACUCCCCCAACUUCCAGCCUUUCAACGCCGAGCGUGAUAUGCCUGGCUUCAAGGUUGCUCAGUGGAAGCAAAAUGUUGUCAGAAAGCAGGACAUUGAGGCUUCCUACACUCCAGAGCUGGUUGUUCAGAUCAUGAGGGAUACAUACCAAGAGCUUCAAGGCCUGAGCCCAGAUGAUCUCUCCACUGCGCUUUUGCACGACCUCCAAUUCAGAUUCCGUUACUUCAAGGCAUUGCAACUGAGGUUGGGUUUUGACAUUUCCGACUACAUCAUCAGCAGAUCACACAGUUUAGAAGAUUUGCAAGUGGAGCUCAAUAAGGUGGUGGCCCACAGAUGGUCUAGCGAGAGGAACCCUAACGCCAUUGUGUUGAGGCCUGAGGACUUUAAGGGUGUGCCCAACGUUUAUUUGAACGAGGAGCUUCUGGAAGCUGAGCAAAAGAAGCUUUAUGAAGAAAAGUUGGAGGAGGUGAGGAAGCAGGAAGGUAUCUUGUAA
This is a messenger RNA of Candidozyma duobushaemuli, 651 nucleotides long. RefSeq names its product mitochondrial 54S ribosomal protein YmL13. The transcript has a single exon. Lineage: Eukaryota; Fungi; Ascomycota; Pichiomycetes; Serinales; Metschnikowiaceae. The coding region runs from base 1 to 651 and encodes 216 amino acids. The record is from RefSeq and is a predicted model, not a curated record. Gene Ontology annotation, cellular component: mitochondrion.